Diabrotica balteata is the source of this 1416-nucleotide messenger RNA. Lineage: Eukaryota; Metazoa; Arthropoda; Insecta; Coleoptera; Chrysomelidae. The record is from the annotation of a GenBank genome assembly.
AUGACUUCAGAUGAAGAUCAAGCAUUCACCCCCUUUGAAAUACCUUCAAAUUGCUCUUAUAGGGGCGAAGGAAAUUGUAACAUAGUUUUAUCUUUACCAAAUUUAGGAAAAAUACUACGUAUACGAAAAAUUGACAGGCCAAGAUCUUUAAUAGGUUGGUUAAUUAAAUGGAUAAGUGACUUGUUGUUUUGGUACACAGGAGGUGAUAUAAUGGAAGAACUAAGAGAUUUAAAAUUUUAUUCAACCAUAAUGAGACCGCUAUUCGGAAUUAAGUAUACAUCAGAAGCUUGUCAAGUUAUUGUCUCCAGAAAGCAAGUACAAAUUUUAGAAGAGAAACUAGUUAAACAUAGACCAGAUUUUAGGAAGCAUAAAAUUUUACAAUAUGGAAGGGCAAGUAUAUUUGACGAUUUUGCUUUUAUUCCUGAAGAUGAAUAUGAGUACUUACCAUUCAAUAUAGCUGAUGAUACAUUUGCAAUUGAACUGAAACCUAAACAGGGUUGGAGGUCUUUAAGUGAAAAACACUAUCCUGCUUGUGUGUAUUGCAUGCAUCAGUACUUAAAGUUGCAACAAAGAAAGAUCAAGGUACUUAGCAAAUAUUGCCCAGAAGAUCUCUUUUCAGGGGAUGAUACUAGGAUGAUGCGUGCCAUACAUUCAUUAAUACAAGUACCUCAAAAUAAUUUUAGAGUUUUUAAAAACGGAGUAUUAGUUUAUGGAGAUAGAGUAAAAGCAGAUUUUUCAAAUGUAGUUAGAUGUAUUUUUGACAAUAUGGAAGAUAAACAAGAGAGAUUAAUAGAUGAAUUUUGCAAACUAGUUAAAAAAUGUCUAUUGACCAAUUUCAUGAAUGUAAACUUUAAUGAAAACUGCGAGGAGAAACUGUUCUGUGAAUGGAAUAAGAUAAUUCAAGAUUCCAAUGCACACAUUUUACCAAAGAACUGCAUCCUAGAAAAAAUCCUCUCGAUUCAAAUGUUAGACAUUGAAGGAAGCAUAUACUAUGAUAAAUUACUAAAUAGCAAAGAUAAUAUAGAAGACUGGGCCUAUGUGGAUAUGUUAUUAAACAAAAUAGAUAAUGAAAACGAUUGUGUAUGUUUAAAAUGUAUGAUUAUGAUGUUGGCUAAUGUAGAUAAACGGAAUGAGGAAGCAGAUCUGGCUUUUAUACCUUAUCUAAUCUCAGCAGUUGCCAAGGACUGUUCGUUAAUGAUAACAAUGAAGAAGAUUCAAGAAAAUAUCAGUGACGAUCUUGAAAUCAAAAAUAUCAUCAAAACAGACUACGGCCACUUUUUGGUGAACAUCGGCGUAUUUGACUUAUAUCCAAAACGGCUGUCUUCGAUACGAAAACAUUGCCAGAGAAACAAAGAUAUUUUCAAAGCUUAUAUGAUCGCUAACUCUAAACGAAAAGUAGCAGAUUCUACAAAAUGA